Molecule: messenger RNA, 4207 nt
Organism: Polyodon spathula (Mississippi paddlefish)
Lineage: Eukaryota; Metazoa; Chordata; Actinopteri; Acipenseriformes; Polyodontidae
Product: disabled homolog 2-like
Exons: 16
Coding region: 506-2833 (775 amino acids)
Biological process (GO): receptor-mediated endocytosis; positive regulation of endocytosis; negative regulation of canonical Wnt signaling pathway
Cellular component (GO): plasma membrane
Source: RefSeq, a predicted model, not a curated record
GAACGUUUUAAUAACUGUUGGCACACAGAGAGUUAAUACUUUGACACAGCAGCAAUUCCACAAUAUGGGGGAGUAACCCAGCCCAGGCAGCAGUAGUAACAUCAGAGCACAUUCCUAGGCAAUUCUUAGUUGCCAAAAUCUGAUUAGAACCAUAUCUGCGAGGUAGAGGUUGCCUUAAUCUGCACACAGACGGGAUCCAACCAUACACUCAUCUCGACCCCGUACUGUCAUUUCAUCAGCCAGCUGAGAGGGAAAGAGCAAAAGGAACAUGUAGAAUCAAGCAAAGAGACUACUGCUGUCGCUCAACCUUUGAACACAUUCCUACCCUUUGCGCUGAAGACUACCUCUUUCCCUCAGUCACUACAGAACUGGAGCAGCUGGAAGAAGCCUUGGUGGCUGCAUUGAGUAUGUGUCACUGCUGAGAGUCACUGCUUUGAACCUAACUGUGUAGAAGGUGCUUUCCAUUUAUACAUUUCUCCUGAGUUUGUGAGGCUGGCCUCCAAUCAUGUCAACAGAGGUAGAGACAAACAUCACCAACCAGGCUGAUGUGGCCCCUGUGAAGACUCCGUCAAAGAAAGAAAAAAAGAAAGGUCCAGAGAAGACAGAUGAGUUCUUGCUGGCUCGAUUCAAAGGUGACGGAGUCAGAUAUAAGGCCAAGCUGAUCGGUGUGGAUGAUGUCCCUGAAGCAAGAGGUGAUAAAAUGAGCCAGGAUUCCAUGAUGAAGCUAAAGGGCAUGGCUAUUGCUGCUCGUUCCCAGGGUCAACACAAACAGAAAAUCUGGAUGAACAUUUCCUUGUCUGGUAUUAAAAUCACUGAUGAGAAAACAGGGGUCAUAGAGCAUGAACAGCCGGUCAAUAAGAUUUCCUUUAUUGCUCGUGAUGUUACAGACAACCGAGCGUUUGGUUACGUUUGUGGUGCAGAGGGACAGCAUCAGUUCUUUGCUAUAAAGACAGCUCAGCAGGCAGAGCCUCUGGUUGUUGAUCUUAAAGAUCUUUUUCAGUUAAUCUUCAAUUUGAAGAAAAAAGAAGGGGAGAGUCAGAAAAAGGAUGAAGCAGACAACAAGCUGUUGGAGAAUGGUGAGGAUGCCUUGCUGACUAUUGAAAACCAGGUUAAUAAAAUGAAAGGUGUUGAACAGCUGGAUCUGUUUGGAGACAUGUCCACACCUCCUGAUCUGCACUCCCCUUCUGAAAGUAAAGAUAUCCUAUUGCUGGAUCUAUCUACUGAAAUUGACAACAAUCAGAACUGUGUAAAAGGAAAUCCCUUCUUAGAGAAUUGCAUCACUUCCUGUUCCUCUGUCCCUCGGCAGAGGCCGCAAACAAGUGUAUCACCUGACAAUCCCUUUUCUUCCCAACUGAGUUUUUUUCCUGCACCAAUUCCUGACCCUUUUAGUGACGAUCCUUUCUCCAAAAAUAACCAAUCAGCACACUCGAACUCAGCAAUUUCUUAUAACUCUUCUAAUCAGAACAAAGAAAAUUCAGAUCAUAUUCUUAGUGGCCCAAAGUUAAACGGUGCUUUGAACGGUGACACUGAUUUCUUUGGUCAGCAGUUUGAUCAGAUAUCAAACAGAACUGUCACACAGUCAUUAAGUAAUGGCCAGUGGCCCGUGGAAAAUAAGAUUGCAGAGGUAGCAACAUGGACUCAAAAUGGGAUCCUGGAAAAGGAGCAGAAUGGUCUGCCAAACAAAGCCGUGCAAAACUCAUUUGUGCAAAGAUCUGGCAAAAUCCCACCGCUACAAAAUGGUGUGAAACAAGACUCUCGGAUGAAGCCGGAUCCUUCAAAGUCUCCUCCAUGCGAUUCUGUGAUAAUUAGCCCUCCACCACAAAGCACAAAGCCCGGACGAAGCAGGAGAAGCGUCAAGUCUCCUACAAAUGACCUCUUUGGAUCAGACCUUUUUGCUCCAGUCAACCAGACACCAACUCCAUCUCCACCACAGCAACAGCCUGCACAGACCAAUCCUCUAGAUCUCUUCAGCAACAACACACCUACCCCUGCCUCUGCUCUGGGUGCUUUGGGAGCAUUAUCACUGGGCGCUUCUCCAGCAGUAACAACAGCACAAUGGGGACAGUCCCCUUCAGUGUUCCCUCCACCUAAUUCCAUGGCCCCAGGGCAAAUGAUGGGUGCCCAGCCUUUUGGUCAGCCUGGGAUCUACAGUGCACAACCUGUCCCUGGUUGGGGGCAGCAAGCAGCGUUUGGGGCAGCACCUUCACCACAGCCCCCUGGCUGGGGUCAGGUGGUGGUCACAUCCCCACCCGGAGCCUGGCCCCAGUCUACACCUUUUGCAAACCCCUUCCAACCCAACAUGUUUCCUGCUGCUAUGCCAGGGCCCAUGGCAGGGAUUACCCAGUCCGGCCCUCCACCCCAGCCCCCUCCUAGGCCUGCUGCUGUGAAAGAAGCACCAAAGGUCGAGAACAGUGCCUUCAGUGUCCUGGAUCCUCUAGGAGAGAAGGAGAAGAAGAACAACGUUAAAGAGAUGUUCAGGGACUUCCAGAUGGCCAAGCCACCAGCAGUUCCAGCCAGGAGGGGUGAGCAGCUAGCUGUCACCAGCACAAGUGGUGCCUUCUCACAGUAUUUCACCAGCAGAGUAGGCCAUAUCCAGGAUGUUGCUGAUCAUGAUGACUUUGAUAUCAAUCAGAUAUCAACUAAAAUCAAUGAGCCACCAAAGCCAGCACCUAGACUAGCUACUCCAUCUGCUUCGAACCCUGCACCAAACCUCUUUGGGGAUCCUUUCGAGUCUGAUCCUUUUGGUGCUCCUGCCCCCACAACUAGUGCUCCAACCCAGCAGCCAGCUACAACAAAUUUAUUUGGAGAUGGAUUUGAUAAUCCAUUUGCAUGAAGACCAUACUGUUUCCAACUCUACUUCAUCCUCUAUGAAAGGAAGUGAUGCUGCCAAGUUUUUUGAAGACAAAAUUGGGUUUACCUACAAAGCUGUCAUAUCAGGAUUUAUGUACAAGUAUCCUGCCCCAUUGCCACACUGUAAUAGAUAUCUCAAGACCUUAGUUUUUGAUCGAUACCAUUGUGACCCAUGCUUAUUGAAUCACAUACACAGUCAAUGUUUUACAGUUCAUAAUUUCAGAACUAAUAUUCUGUUUUUUACUGUGCUGUUUGUCGUACAUCUUUUAUGAAUGUGAAUACUAUUGUCAACUAAUAAUAAGGAAGUGGGGCCUGUACAUUGCUGUCAAUGCAAAAUGCAAUCGACUUGUGUUUCUAAUGUUUGACAGCAGGCACAAGAGUAAGCAUUAUAUUGCAGAGCAUAAAGUAAUGAACUGAGUUAAGUGUUUACAAAAAAUUAGCAAUGUAGUUUUUUUUUUUGAGUUUUGGAUAUGUACUGAGCUGUAGUCUAUCUUUUUUGUGUAUUUUAUUUGGAUGGCCAAGCUGAUAAGAGCAUAACCAAUGCAUUUUAAGUUUGCAUUCGCACCCAUUGCACACAAAGGGCAGUACAGUUACUGAGAAAUUACAAUAGAGCUUUUUUAAAAACUAAAAAAAAUCCCUGCCCCGGUGUCUCAGGAAAUGGGAUGUUGUGAGGAAACAGAUGUACAGUAAUAUCAAACAACUCAAAAUCUCAAAGACAUAACCCUAAUGUUUUAUUCUGUACAAGCAAAUUCUGAGCAUAAUAUGAGUUAUUUGCAGGUGUAGUCCUUUUGCAAAUGUGUAUGUGAUUCCUUAAGCCACAGACCAAUAAACAUAUACACUGUGGUAGUCUUUUGUAUUAGUUAACAUGCAGUAUUAGAACUCAAUAAAAUGAUUUUGUAAUUGGGUGCUUGGUAUCAGUUAAAACAGUUAUUCAAACCAAAGUAAGACCAGGGUCUAAUUAAGUAAUGUAACAUUUAUUGCACAGUUGUGAAAGCACUUUGCUCUUACUGUAAUAAAAUACAGUUAACUGGAAAAAUCAUGGAAAUAAAAUGUGUAAAUCAAAAUAAGCUUAUGUAUAAAAAAUCCCAGCUAUAUCCGUAACUGAAGUCUGCUUCGCCAGCUCUUUUAUUCAUUGUUUCAAUUUGUGUAUAAAUCCUCUGUUGUGCACUACCCUACUCUAUCACAGAUAUGUUGUAACUUUUUUUACAGUGAAUUUACUCUCUAGUCAUUACAAUAAACUGGAAAUGUAGUGUAAUUGACAGUAAAAAUUAGAGCUGUGUAACACAAUUUAUAUUCAAGAAAUGUGUAUUAUAUUCUUCUGUUAUGCCUUGUAAUAAAACAUUAACAUUGUGAAUGA